CUUGGGAGAAGGAAACUUCAACCCGUCGACUGUACAUUUUAUUCAGAAGCUAUUCAGAAUUUUUAUAUCUUCGUACUUCAAAGGUCGACUAUCUCUUUGUUAUUCUCCUUCAAUUUUUCUCUCUUCUCAGACUUCUCCCCGUACACAUACAUAUACUUGAUCGCAUCUCUUUCCCCUCCAUUUUCCCCCGCACCUCUAUCACAUACUUUCUUUUUCCAAAAUGUCUCCUCAAGCAAACGGAGAGCCCAAGCCAACUGCCUCGGAUUUCUUGGCUCCAGCUAAGGAUAUUCUCGAUGCCACCAAGGCUCUCGAGAUCCUUAAGGAAUAUGAAUCUCGUGAUGGUCUCAGCAUCAAUGACUUGAUCGACUCCAAGAAACAUGGAGGUUUAACCUACAAUGAUUUCUUGGUUCUUCCAGGUUACAUUGGAUUUGCCGCCUCAGAAGUCGUUCUCGAUUCUCCAGUUACGAAGCGUAUCACCCUCAAGACCCCUUUCGUUUCUUCCCCUAUGGACACGGUCACUGAGCAUGAUAUGGCCAUUCACAUGGCUUUACAAGGUGGUCUUGGUGUUAUUCACCACAACUGCUCUGCUGAUGAGCAAGCCGAGAUGGUUCAGAAGGUCAAGAGAUAUGAAAACGGCUUCAUCCUCGAUCCAGUCGUACUUAGCCCACAGGCUACUGUUGCUGAAGUUAAAGCUCUUAAGGGGAAGUGGGGUUUUGGAGGAUACCCAGUCACAGGUUCGUACUCCCUCUUCCUCUUUUCCCUCCUUUUGCACCUUUACAUGAUUAUUAAAACAUAAUUCAAAUAACUUUCGUUCAUCCGUAUUGACCGCAAGGUCGUGGGGAGGCAAUUAUUCUUUAUGACUUUUGGUGUUCUAUAUUUAUCGUUCACAAAUUUGAUUCAUCAGUCUCAGCCGCUAACAUGUCUGCAAAACAGAAACUGGAAAGUUGGGCUCCAAACUCGUCGGUAUCGUUACAAACAGAGAUAUUCAAUUCGAAGAUGAUGAUAGCGCCACCGUCGCAAGUGUCAUGGUUACCGACUUGGUCACUGCUUCAUAUGGUACUGAAUUGGUUGAGGCGAACGCAAUCCUCGCAAAGUCUAAGAAAGGAAAGCUUCCAAUCGUUGACAACUACGGAAACCUUGUUUCUAUGAUCUCCCGAUCCGAUUUGAACAAAAACAUCCAUUACCCAUUGGCCUCCAAACUUCCAGAUUCCAAGCAAUUGAUCUGCGCUGCUGCAAUCGGCACAAGACCUGAAGAUAAAAUUCGUCUUCAAAAGUUGGUCGACGCUCAGUUGGACAUUGUUAUCCUUGACAGCAGUCAAGGUAACAGCAUGUAUCAAAUUGAAAUGGUCAAGUAUAUCAAGGAGAAAUACCCUGAUCUUGACGUCAUUGGAGGUAACGUUGUUACCCGUGAGCAAGCUGCUUCAUUGAUCGCCGCCGGUGUUGAUGGUUUGAGAAUUGGAAUGGGAAGUGGAAGCGCGUGUAUCACUCAAGAAGUUAUGGCUGUUGGUAGACCACAAGCAGCUGCCGUCUACAACGUCGCCUCAUUCGCUGCUCGCUUUGGCGUCCCAUGUAUGGCUGAUGGUGGUAUUCAAAAUGUUGGUCACAUUGUUAAGGGUCUUGCUCUUGGUGCUACCACUAUCAUGAUGGGUGGUCUGUUAGCCGGUACUACUGAAUCCCCGGGUACUUCAUUCGUCAGCCGUGAGGGUAAACUCGUCAAAGCAUACCGUGGAAUGGGUUCCAUUGAUGCUAUGCAAGACAAGAAGGCUGGUUCUGGUGCCAAGGACAGCCAAAAGAGCAACGCCGGAACUGCCAGAUAUUUCUCCGAGGGAGAUAGUGUUCUCGUCGCCCAGGGUGUAUCUGGUGCCGUCGCCCAUAGAGGGUAUGAUGUCCCUUAACAUAAUGACGUUCCUAAUGCUAACUUCUUAUAGUUCCGUCACUAAGUUUGUUCCAUAUCUUGCAGCGGGUUUGAAACACUCCCUCCAGGAUUGCGGACAAAUGAGUCUUAAAGCUCUUCACGAGGCCGUUGAGAACGGUACUACACGUUUCGAAUUGAGAACCGCAAGUGCUCAACUCGAGGGUGGUGUGAACAUGGAGAGUUACGAGAAGAAGCUUUACGCAUGAUGUUCUUAGAUUAUGGUUUAUGAGGAGCAUGAGUAUGGAACUGCUCAUUUGGGUGGGUAUCUGAAUCUACGGAGUUUACAUGGCGUUUCAAGUGGGACUAAAAUAUUGAGGCUAAGGGUGGAGAAAGAAUAAAAUACAUUGCAACUGCACA
Molecule: messenger RNA, 2272 nt
Organism: Sclerotinia trifoliorum
Lineage: Eukaryota; Fungi; Ascomycota; Leotiomycetes; Helotiales; Sclerotiniaceae
Source: the annotation of a GenBank genome assembly